Molecule: messenger RNA, 1549 nt
Organism: Haliotis rubra (blacklip abalone)
Lineage: Eukaryota; Metazoa; Mollusca; Gastropoda; Lepetellida; Haliotidae
Product: U3 small nucleolar RNA-associated protein 4 homolog
Biological process (GO): maturation of SSU-rRNA from tricistronic rRNA transcript (SSU-rRNA, 5.8S rRNA, LSU-rRNA)
Cellular component (GO): 90S preribosome; small-subunit processome; t-UTP complex
Molecular function (GO): RNA binding; protein binding
Source: RefSeq, a predicted model, not a curated record
GGUUGCGCCCAUGAACACAUGUGUUUAUGUUUCUUUGAAAGCAAUGAAUGAGUGAUCUCAGCAGCUGUUGUACCCUUCAGAUUUGACAUUGUACUGUUACAGUUGUAAUUCAAACUGAAGAUGGGGGAGUUUAGGGUGCACCAUAUUCGCUUCUUCGAGUACAAACCCAAGGCAAUUCACUGUCUCGCUUAUACAAAAGAAUGGAAGAGACUAGCUGUUUCACGAUCUGACGGCUCACUGGAAAUAUGGAGUGAACAAGACAAGUGGUUUCAAGAAAGGGUUAUUCCAGGAAGUGGAGAUCGGUCAAUUGAAGCUGUGAUAUGGCAAGGGAAGCGACUCUUCACAGCAGGACUUGAUGGCGAGGUGACAGAAUAUGAUUUGAUCAAACUGCAGGCCAUGCGCUCUGCCUUUUCCCAUGCAGGACCUAUUUGGUGUCUUACACAGAAUUCCAGUGGGACAAGACUAGCUGCAGGGACGGAAGAUGGCUGUGUGGUUUUAUUUGAUAUUGAAAUGGACAAUCUACAGUACCUGAAGUCAUUUGACAAACAAGAAGGUCGUAUUUUGUCCAUCGCUUGGCAUGAGGGUGAGAACAUUAUAGUGACCGGAGGAGUGGACAAUAUCCGUUUGUGGAGUGCCAGCUCUGGACAUGCUAUCCAGCGACUGACCAUCGGCCGAGAAGAGGUCUCUAAAGAGACCAUCGUGUGGUGUGUCACCGUCACAAGUGACCUGACAGUCAUCAGUGGAGACUCCCGUGGGAAGACAUGCUUCUGGAACGGCAAGAUGGGAACUCUCAUUCGGAGUUUCCAGAGCCACAAGGCCGACGUGUUGUCUCUCUGUCUCAAUGAGACAGAGGAGAGUUUGUACACAGUAGGAGUGGAUCCCACCAUUGUCCAGUUUGAAGAUCAUCUAUCCUGGGAGAACAACACUGGCAAGUGGACGAGGUCAAUCGUCCGGUCCAACCACACCCAUGACAUCCGAGCCAUCGUUCUGUCUGGGGACACCAUCAUCACAGGAGGUGUUGACACCAACCUGGUCCUGCAUGAUAUCAACCCAGCUAAAGGCAAGGGGAGGAAGGUGCCUGGUCUGCCGCAGCGCCCCCUGGUGAGUGUUGCCAAGGAUGCAGGCCUGCUGUUGUUGCAGUAUCCAACAUCCCUGGAGGUAUGGCGGCUCGGCGCCACCAAGAGAAAGUCAAAUAUCCAUGGGGAAAUUCUGCCGCUGGACACCAAGCCACUGAAACUGGUCCAGCUGAAGGCCAAGAUAGGAGAAUGUGUCGUCUGCAGUGCCAUCGCAGCUGAUGGGUCUCUGAUUGGCUACUCAGAUGAGAGGAGUAUCCGGCUGUACAACUUUACUGUGAAUGAAUCAGAUGCCCUUCAACCAGUUGUGACCUUGACCCGAAUUAAGGUCAUUGAUGAAGACAUCAUGCCAGCUCAUCUCAUGAGAUUUAACGUCCACAAGCAACUCAUCUCAGCCUCAUGUUCAGCAGCUGUUCAAGUUAUAGAUGUCAAGGACACUGAGGUCAAGGUCAAUCACACGUUCCAACCACUGAAAG